AUGUCCGGAAGAGGCAAAGGCGGAAAGGGUUUGGGCAAAGGAGGCGCCAAGCGUCACCGUAAAGUCCUGCGAGACAACAUUCAGGGUAUCACUAAACCUGCAAUUCGUCGCUUGGCUCGCCGCGGUGGCGUCAAGCGAAUCUCUGGCCUGAUUUACGAAGAGACUCGCGGAGUAUUGAAAGUCUUCCUGGAGAAUGUCAUUCGUGACGCUGUCACGUACACCGAACACGCCAAGCGGAAGACCGUUACUGCCAUGGAUGUCGUCUAUGCCUUAAAGAGGCAGGGACGCACUCUGUACGGCUUUGGAGGUUAAAUGUUUACUUCGUCUCCCGGUAAAG
Molecule: messenger RNA, 337 nt
Organism: Nerophis lumbriciformis (worm pipefish)
Lineage: Eukaryota; Metazoa; Chordata; Actinopteri; Syngnathiformes; Syngnathidae
Product: histone H4
Cellular component (GO): nucleosome
Molecular function (GO): protein heterodimerization activity; structural constituent of chromatin; DNA binding
Source: RefSeq, a predicted model, not a curated record